AUGAGCAAAGACGAGCAUAGAGACGAGAUGUCCACUGAAGAAAUCCCGAUUCCCAUGACUCAAACCAGUGACGGGAGGAGAACUUCUCAAAUCACUGAGACAUUCAUAGUGAAUGAAGUGUUGCAGCUACAGAGCUACUUGCCCCAUCUUCAACAGUACCAGAAUCCUCUCCUCACACGUUCGUGGCCAAUCAACACCAACUUCGUCGGGAUCAACGAGACUGUGACUGACACUGUCUUCUGCAACUCCUUGCGAGCUCAGAGUAAAGGGUUGGUGUAUAGCCAGUGGGUGAGGGCUGGCCCGCGCAAGCAGACCUACUUCACCCCAUCAGAGGUCAAUGCUGCCAUCGUUUCUUGUGGUGGGCUAGACCCCGGUAUCAACAUCGUCGUUCGUGAAAUCGUUGGGAGCCUGGACCUCGCCUACAAUGUUCGAAGAGCAUGGGGAGUGAGGUUUGGAUGGCGAGGGUUUACAGAUGGGGCUGCCAAGGAAUGGCUUGAGCUGACACAAGAAAGGGUAGCUCACAUCCAUAAGGAAGGAGGCUCAAUCUUGGGCUACUCGGCAGACCCCUGUGACGUUGAGGAAACGCUGAAUGUGCUAGAAGAACGAGGGAUCAACCAGCUGUACGUGCUCGGAAAUGUCGAGACUUGCAAGAGUGCAUCGGAUAUUCAGCUUGGUGCUAUCAAGCGCAAGAUGAAACUGAGCGUCAUUCUGAUUCCCAAAUCGAUCGAGAACAACUUCCCUUACAUCGACAAGUGCAUCGGCUUCGAUACGGUCGUUCAAGGAGCUGUGGACGCCAUUCACCGUGUGCUGUUGGCGGCGAGCAGCGUGCAAGGUGGCAUUGGAAUCAUCAAGCUCGGCUCUGGUUUCAUGUGCCUGCAUGCCGUGAUGGCGUCGGGCGAUGCCGAUGUCUGUCUUCUCAAAGCUGUGCCAUUUGACCCUAAGGUCGUAUUCGAGUAUGUAUCCAAAGUGAUUGCAAGCAAGGGAUAUGCGAUCAUUGUCGUUGAAGAUGGAGCUGCUGAAGAACUUGUCAAGAAAUGGAGAGCCCAACUUGAUGUGGACACUGGGGACAGGACGCCAGUUGGAGGCUCCAUGGACGAAUGCAUUGGGAAGUUGGUGCCACGAACUGCAUCGGGUCAUUCGAUGAAAGAGGAAUGUGCCCGCGGCCUCGCUUUUGAAACUUUUGACAUUGGACAGUACCUCAAAGAAUAUGCCAUAGAUUUUUUCAGUAAGCGCGGACUACAUGUCACAGUUCGUCUGAGCACACCAGAGUGGUACAUCAGAAGCAUGCCAGCCCUGGCCUCCGACAGGAUUUUCUGCAACAUCGUUGGCUCGUCGGCUGUACAUGCCGCCUUCGCCGGCUUGAUGCAUCUUGUGGUCGGAAGAGUCAGCCAGCGAUACGUUUACAUCCCCAUGUCAAUCAUCAACGAGAAGAACAAGCCGGUUGUGAAGGAGACAUCGAGAAUGUACAACCGAAUGAUCCGAGCUACCGGCCAGCCAUCCUUCCAGCGGCAAGGACAUGCGAAGCUCAUAACCGGCAGAGGAGAUGUGAGGAGAGCCUUCACGCCGGACCAGGCGCUCUCGGACCUCGCAAGAGAGGAGCAGAAAGAUUCGACCUUCCACGUGUGA
Guillardia theta CCMP2712 is the source of this 1626-nucleotide messenger RNA. RefSeq lists its product as hypothetical. Bases 1 to 1626 code for a protein of 541 amino acids. Gene Ontology annotation, cellular component: cytoplasm. Gene Ontology annotation, biological process: fructose 6-phosphate metabolic process; glycolytic process. The record is from RefSeq and is a predicted model, not a curated record. Lineage: Eukaryota; Cryptophyceae; Pyrenomonadales; Geminigeraceae. Gene Ontology annotation, molecular function: 6-phosphofructokinase activity. The transcript has 15 exons.